AUGCCUCCCACCGAACAAGCGCCAUCAACGGUUCUAUCAAGGGCAAGGUGCUAUUGUGGCUCUCUUGAUUAUGGCGUCAGCCUUCCUCGCGAGAUCCUGCCUCUGAGUGCCUACAUCUGCCACUGCAGCCGUUGUCGGUACAUCCAUGGUGCCAUCUCCAUCACUCAUGCAACGCUCCCCAAAGGCAGCAGCCUCAAGUUCUUCGAACCGUCUAGCUUGGCCCUUUGCGCUACUCAAUAUCGUCCCCAAGGCAGCAAGUAUUAUCACUACUUUUGCUCCACAUGCGGAUGUCAUUUAGGUGGCCGUGAUGAACAUGAAGACGUCUGGUACCUUUCAAUCGUACUCUUUCCGUAUGACGAGAGCGUAUUCAGAAUUGACAAGCAUUGUUUCACCGCUUCUGCUCCAGGCGGCCUCCACGAAUGGUUACCCAGUAUCGCCGAUCGGCCUCUAGAUAUCAUGAAUCCCGUACAAGAUACGCACAAUUCUCAAGCUUACAAAUCCGAAGUAGGUAGCAAUGGCAAAGAGCGACUGCGAGCUCAAUGCGACUGCGGCGGCAUCUCUUUUACCAUACAGAGGCCAACUCAAGAAGUACUCGAAGAUGCAUACAUGCGAGGCUAUGUCUCGCCCGAGGACCCCACAAAGUGGAAAGCCAUGACGGAUGCUUGCAACGACUGCCGCCUAAUAACUUCAACCGUUCUAUCUGCCUGGGCAUAUGUGCCAUUGAAGCUGAUUGAGCCAAGGAUUGGUCCAGACUUGAUGCACGGAACGAUGAAGUCGUACAUUUCAUCGCCGGGAUCUCGAAGGACGUUUUGUAGAGUCUGUGGGGCCACCACAUUAUACUGGAGCGACACACGGCAUACAACGGACGAUGAUCAUGUCAUCGGUAUCGCUAUUGGACUACUCAGAGCUCCAGAAGGAAUCAACGCCAUUGGCUGGCUCACUUGGCGCACGGCUGAGCUCGGAUGGCUGGACGCAGGCAGCGAGUACGCAAAAUCGCUAUAUCAUAGCCUCAACCAAGGCCAUCAAGACUGGAGUAUCAGAGCAUUCGGCCGUCUUGUUGAUUUCAAGCUCCCAAAGCCAGAUGUAUCCACAGAUUGA
Messenger RNA from Pestalotiopsis fici W106-1, 1098 nucleotides. RefSeq lists its product as uncharacterized. The record is from RefSeq and is a predicted model, not a curated record. The transcript has a single exon. Bases 1 to 1098 code for a protein of 365 amino acids. NCBI's taxonomy places the organism in Eukaryota, Fungi, Ascomycota, Sordariomycetes, Amphisphaeriales, Sporocadaceae. Gene Ontology annotation, molecular function: carbon-sulfur lyase activity.